Molecule: messenger RNA, 2123 nt
Organism: Microplitis demolitor
Lineage: Eukaryota; Metazoa; Arthropoda; Insecta; Hymenoptera; Braconidae
Gene: Dop2R
Product: dopamine D2-like receptor
Exons: 8
Coding region: 78-2123 (681 amino acids)
Biological process (GO): adenylate cyclase-activating adrenergic receptor signaling pathway
Cellular component (GO): membrane
Molecular function (GO): G protein-coupled receptor activity; dopamine neurotransmitter receptor activity, coupled via Gi/Go
Source: RefSeq, a predicted model, not a curated record
UACAAAUACACUGAAGAAAUAAGCAAACAAACCAACAAACAGACAAAAAGUGCAAACAAUAAAUCAUUAAAGAAGAUAUGGGAACGCGUUUAGCCAGCAGUUAUUCCAUUACCGAUGGGGGGAAUUCAUCUUACGAGCACCUAAACUUUUCGAUUGACGCAUCAGCAACCCUGGUGGAGACUGCGUCAACAAAAGUCAUAACAACGCUAGCCGAUUUCCGCAGCAAUCAAGUAAAUGAAGAAGGAACUGGAUUAGGAGGAAUCGAGUUCGGUUGGAGCAAUGAUUCAGCAAUAAUCAGCUCAACUGCCAGCAAUACUUCGAUAAAUAUUGGAGCUGGAAGUGCUGGUGGAGCUGGUAGUAAUUUAAGUAGCUCGAUAGCCGACAACUAUACGUCAAUAUCGGAUCUCUUCGUAUUCAACGAUCUCAAUGACUACAUAAACAGGCUCAAUUACAGUGCGUUUGCGAACUUGAGUGGGUACUACGACGGUGGUGUGAUUGGUGGUCUGAAUCUGACUGGCACAGUAAACGCCAGUUGUGUGUCUAUCAAUCAAACAACCAGCGGCAACGGUGUUGUCUCGGUCGGUGGUGAGUGCAGUGUCAAUGAAGAUGAAAAGUCCGAUGUUAAUAAUUGGUGGGCUCUAAUUCUCGUUAUCGUACCUUGUUUGACAUUGUUUGGCAAUGUCCUCGUCAUACUCGCGGUCUUCAGAGAACGAACCUUGCAAACUGUUACCAAUUACUUCAUUGUUAGUCUAGCUCUCGCUGAUUUACUUGUCGCGGUUGUGGUUAUGCCUUUUGCUGUUUACGUUUUGGUAAAUGGCGCAUGGGCAUUAUCAGCAUUUAUAUGUGACUUUUAUAUAGCAAUGGAUGUAACAUGUAGCACCAGUUCAAUAUUUAAUUUAGUAGCAAUUUCAAUUGACAGGUACAUAGCUGUCACACAGCCAAUAAAAUAUGCCAAACACAAAAACAAUAGGAGAGUAUGGAUGACUAUUUUGCUAGUAUGGGCAAUUUCUGCAGCAAUCGGCAGCCCGAUCGUUCUUGGCCUAAAUAAUACUCCAGAUCGUGUGCCGGAUUUGUGUUUAUUCUAUAACUCUGAUUUUAUCUUAUACUCAAGUUUAUCGAGCUUUUAUAUUCCUUGUAUUAUUAUGGUCUUCUUGUAUUGGAAUAUUUUCAAGGCACUUCGAAUACGUGCAGCCAGAGCACGAGCUCACAAAAAAUCUAAUUUACGAGAUAUCAAACCAAAUAGCAUAAUUGAAAACGUAAUACACACUCAACGUGUUUAUUCUGUCGCAAGGUUUGCUGAAACGGCACUGGGAACAGCCACUCUAGUGGCGCCGGUACACGAAGAGCCGACAAAUACAGCCUCCGGUAGCAACGAGGACGAGGACGAGACGCCAGUUGACCCGGUGGUUGUCAUAUCAAAUGACAAGAGUACUGAAUUUUUUAUGGCGACUGUCGUCGAGGAAGCUGCGGUCGUUGCGAAGGCCCAUUUGUCGGGUUCAAAUUCAGCUAAGAAUAUGACAAAUCUGUGUCUGGAGGAUGGGAUGAGUAGCACGCAGCUGCACGACACAAUAGACACAAAUUCAAGUCCUAGUCCUAACCCGAGAAUAACCUCGGCGCCGUCCUCUUCUACCUCAUCCUCGCCCCCGCCGAGAAGUGCUACACAGAUAAAAAAAAGCACAAAUGGAGUUAACAAGCAGGGGCUGAAGAAAUUGAAGAGCACUGGGUCACUGCUGCCAGCCCCAUUCAAACGUAGUCCUAGUGUCCUUAAUGUUGAGCCAAAAAAAGAUAAGAAAGUUACUGACGGGAGCUCGAGGUUCACGAUAUAUAAGGCCAAUAAAACCAGCAAAAAGAAGAGGGAAAAAAGUUCCGUUAAGAAGGAACGGAAAGCUACCAAAACAUUGGCCAUCGUCCUCGGAGUUUUUCUAAUAUGCUGGGUACCAUUUUUCACUUGUAACGUAAUGGACGCCCUCUGCUCUAAACUAAAAAUGGACUGUCAACCCGGCGUAACAGCUUUCAUCGUCACGUCUUGGCUGGGCUAUAUGAACAGCUUCGUAAAUCCCGUGAUCUACACAGUCUUCAAUCCCGAAUUUCGCAAAGCGUUCCGUAAACUUAUGAAAAUUUAA